AUGGCUAUGAUUAAUGAUUGUGAUCACAAUUUACUUGUAUGGAUUGACUUGGAAAUGAGUGGACUUGAUUUAAAUAUGCAUACAAUUGUCGAAAUAGCAAUAGCAAUUACUGAUUUUCAUCUUAAAAAUUAUAUUGAAGGUCCAGAUAUUGUUAUUCAUCAUGAUCAAGAUAUACUUGAUAAAAUGAAUGAUUGGUCAAGAGAACAACAUACUAAAUCAGGAUUAAUUGAAUUAAUUCGACAAAGUCAAAUAUCAUUAUAUAAUGCUGAAACAACAGUUAUUGACUUUCUUAAACGUUAUUGUGCAUCCGGUACUGGAAUUCUGGCUGGAAAUUCAGUUUUUGUUGAUCGAUGGCAAACUAUCUUCAAAAACAAAAAUAUGAUUUUUCUUUCAAAUGAUUUCAGGUUUAUUGAAAAAUAUAUGCCACGUCUCAAUGCAAUUCUUCAUCCAAGUAUUGUUGAUUGUAGUACUUUAAAAGAAUUAACAUUACGUUGGCAACCUGUACGCUAUACUAAACGGCCUCACAAACAAAUGAUGCAUCGAGCACGUGAUGAUAUACGAGAAUCAAUUAAUGAACUUAAUCAUUAUCGACAACAUAAUUUUUAUCUUGGUUGGCAUGCUAUUCGAUAUCCACCUUAUCUUCCUGCACCUAUUCUUUCAAAUCCUCGUACACAUUUAGUUUGGUUAAAAACUGAUUCUGAUCAAGUUAAUCAUGUCUAUGUAAUUAUAACCGAUGGAAAUCUUAAUAUUUUAAAUCAUAUAUAUCUUGAUAUGAAUGAUAAAUGCAAUCAAUAUUCUUUAUUAGUUGGUUUUUUACAUAAAAAUAUUUUAGUUAAUCGAAGUUCUCCUAUUUGUGGUCAAUGUGUUCAUAUUGAUCGUGCAAGAAUACAACAUGUUGUACCUGAAUUUCUUUCAUGUUGUCAUUAUCGAAGUAUUGAUGUCGAUGUUUUAAAUGUUCUUUGUCGAAGAUGGGCUCGAAAAGUAUACGAAAAUCGACCAAUAAUAUGUGCUGAUUCGAAUAAUCUUGUAGCAGAAUUGCAAGGAUCUAUUCAAUUAUUACAAUAUUAUCGUGCUAAUAUAUUCAAAUUCGAUCUUUUUGAUCAAGAAAAACAGUCAUAA
Rotaria sp. Silwood2 is the source of this 1119-nucleotide messenger RNA. Lineage: Eukaryota; Metazoa; Rotifera; Eurotatoria; Philodinida; Philodinidae. The record is from the annotation of a GenBank genome assembly.